GAUUCGGGUCGACUCGAUCGGAGCGAAGCCGUUGUGUCUCCAGCACACAGAAAAGUUAUCACUUUGUCCAGUUUAAACAUGGCAACUUCAAGAAAUCACUUGUUCCAUCGGCCAGAGGAAUGUGACUCUUUCCAGCCGUGUUUCUUCGAGCACGAGACGGAUGAGGAGUUUUACGUCACUAGAGCUCCGAUGCCGAACGAAGAUAUUUGGGAUAAAUUUGAACUGUUGCCGACCCCACCUCGAUCGCCGAAUCGAGAGGCCCUCGAUGAUCUUCCCUGUUCUCUGUUGGACAAUGAAGCAGAAAGGUUACAUCUACAACCUCUUAUCAGCGAGGAUUUGAAGGCUGAGCUAGCCCAGGAUCUGCUGCCAGCAUUCCCCAAACCGUUAACCUUCCCUGAAACCCCACCCACUUUGACCGGUGCUAGUGGACUUAACUCUAAGCUGAUACAGGACUGUAUGUGGUCAGGACUCAGUGCACAUCAUAUAGAUGGCGAGGCAUGUGCUGAACAGAAAAAAUCGGAGAAAAUUGGAAUUCCUGGAUCUACAAAUUGUGCCCCGAGAAAGCAUUGUGUGUCAGAAAAUUCUGUGCCCGGCGACAUAUCAACGGAAUGUGUGGAUCCGGCAGCGGUUUUCCCCUACCCGAUAAAUAUGACCCGGGAAUAUCUGGAAAUUGAUACUCCCUCAGAUUCGGGUAACGAAGAAGACGAAGAGGAAGAAAUUGACGUGGUGAACGUGGAGAAGAUACACAAAACACAGUUACCCACUAGGCGGAAAGCUGCACUUGUGUCUCGCGUGGCGGAGAAAGUGGUAAAAAAAUCGGAACUUCAGGCUGCCAGCUUGUUGUUGCCUGCAGUGCAUGCCUGUCACACAUACAGCAAGCAGAUUCCCGCAGGCAAGGGUUUCAGUAGCAGUCGCUCAGGCACAAGUUCUCCAGUGCAUGGUCACAGUUCAUAUCUUAAGAGGACUUCAGUGUCACUGUCCAUGCCAAAUUCUCCACAAUCUAUUCGACCAACUGCUUCCAAAAAAAUGAAACGGCACCUCACGACUCCAGCAGAACUCAAAAAAGUAGCUCAAAAACUGAAGGCCUGUGGCAAUGGUCGUACCUACAAGACAGAGUACAGCAGUUCGAGUAGCAGUUCGAGUAGCAGUUGUAGCAGUAGGCUAGGUUCAGACUCGGAAGGUGAGGGUUGUGGUAAGCGAACACAGCACAAUGUUCUCGAAAGGAAACGAAGGAAUGACUUGAAAUACAGCUUCUUCAAAUUAAGAGACACAGUUCCAGAGCUCAUGCAACAGGAAAGGGCACCAAAAGUGGUUAUACUGAAAAAAGCCACAGACCACAUUCAUGAAUUGACUACAAAGCAAAAUCGCAUGUUGACAGAAUUGGAAAAACAGAGACAGCGAAAUGAGCAGCUUAAACGAAAGCUGCAAUUACUACAGUGUUGAAAAGCUUUCUAGAUUACCUGUCGUCGUGCCCAUUGUGUUCAUGUGAUUAUCAUUGCGAAACGGAGAGGUGUGAAGCGGGCACAGUGUGAAACUUGCUUACCAUUAUUACCAUGCCUUGCUACCCAGCUUACCACAAGUGGUAGGGGUUUUACCACUAAAAGGACUGACUGAUUGUUUCAUUAUGUUGUGAACUCGUUUUGAUUUUCAUUUUUCAGAGGUAUAUAUUUCCAUUAUU
Molecule: messenger RNA, 1678 nt
Organism: Liolophura sinensis
Lineage: Eukaryota; Metazoa; Mollusca; Polyplacophora; Chitonida; Chitonidae
Product: N-myc proto-oncogene protein-like
Exons: 3
Coding region: 79-1443 (454 amino acids)
Biological process (GO): regulation of DNA-templated transcription
Molecular function (GO): protein dimerization activity; DNA-binding transcription factor activity
Source: RefSeq, a predicted model, not a curated record